AUGGAACUCACAUCAUUCCACCACUUCAACCGUCUUCCCGCGGAACUUCGUCGCCAGAUAUACCUAGAGUACCUGCAACCUCUCAACCCACCCACAGUGUACCUCUACAACAAAAACCUUGUCCUCCGGUACAUCGACCCAGACGGCGAAGAUGAGCGCUACGCCGGCAUCUCGCACGACCCCCUCGUGCAAGUCAAGACGCCCCCAAGCAUGCACGUCAACUCGGAAGCCCGCGCCAUAACCAUGUCCUGGGCGCGCUCACAAAACAUCCGUCUCUACUUCCGCAAAGAGACAAAGGGCCACAUCCUGGUGCGGGCGUGGGAACCGGCCCGCGAUCCUCUCUACGUGUCCCGCGAGCAGUGGGAGGAGUUCUGCGAACUGCCCUGGGAGUCGGAGGGCGUGGAGGAGAUGGCCGCGUCGGUGAGACACCUCUCUCUUCCGGCGUUCACGGCGUACUACAGCUUCAAUGAGCUGGGCGGGUAUUUGAUGACGUGGUUUACGGGGCUGGAGGUGCUGAGCGCGGUGUGGGGAGAGCUGCCGGACCUGAGGUACUCGCGGACGAAGAGGGUUCCGCGGAGGAUGUUGUUGGCGGGGGGGACGGACGAUGACGGUACGGACACGGGGGUUGAUCCUAUGACGGGGGAUAGGGAGGAGAGGAUUGCGGCGGAGGUGCAGCCUGUUUGGGGGCUGGUGAGGGAGACGGGGGAGGUGGUGAGGAUGUGUGUGAGGGAUCCGUUGGACGGGACGGUGAGCUGGGAGGAGGGCGAGCUGGAGAUGUGGAUGGAGGAGGUGGUGGAUGCGUUUAUGACGGUGGAAUUGCCGGAGCAUGUGUAUGAUGUUGAGGAGGAGAGGUUUUUGGUGGAGUUUCGGGCUGUGAGGGCGGAGGGGGGGUGA
This is a messenger RNA of Pochonia chlamydosporia 170, 894 nucleotides long. RefSeq lists its product as hypothetical. Bases 1 to 894 code for a protein of 297 amino acids. The record is from RefSeq and is a predicted model, not a curated record. The transcript has a single exon. Lineage: Eukaryota; Fungi; Ascomycota; Sordariomycetes; Hypocreales; Clavicipitaceae.